Molecule: messenger RNA, 1689 nt
Organism: Salvia splendens (bonfire salvia)
Lineage: Eukaryota; Viridiplantae; Streptophyta; Magnoliopsida; Lamiales; Lamiaceae
Exons: 3
Coding region: 1-1689 (562 amino acids)
Molecular function (GO): nucleic acid binding; zinc ion binding
Source: RefSeq, a predicted model, not a curated record
AUGCAAAAACCCCUACAGUUUGAUGGACUGGGAGAGCCGUCUAAGGCAGAGACCUGGAUACGCGCCCUCGAGCGCAUAUUUGAUUUUAUGGAGUGCACCGACAAGGAACGCCUCGCUUGUGUGACUUUUCAAUUAACGGGGCCCGCAGAUUUUUGGUGGGAUACCAAGCUAAUAACAAUGAACCGUGAACGUCGUGAAGCGCUUACUUGGGAGAUAUUCAAGGAAGAGAUAUACAAUAAGUACGUUCCCAUGAGCUAUAGGCGAGCAAAGGUAGUUGAAUUCCAUACUUUGAAGCAAGGGAAUAUGACGGUGACAGAGUACGACCGUGCACUGUGUGAAAUGACUCGAUAUGCUCCCGAGUUGGUGGAUACAGAUGAGAAAAUGGCAGAAAAGUUCCGUGUUGGUCUGAAGUACGAAAUAAGGGUAGCAGUGGCAAGUCGCAGAGGACUUUCAUAUUCUGAGAUUUUGUCUUGUGCAUUAGAUGUGGAAGAAGCGUUGCCUAAGGAGAUGACAGUAGCAAAUACUACACCAGUGCCACUUCAACAACAUAAUUUAAGAGAUAAGAGGAAAUGGGAUGGAGAUAGGACUCCAUAUGAUAACAAGAGGCAGCAACCCAUCAGAAACCCACCGCAGUACGGAGGUAGGCAGAGUGCUCCCUAUCAGAGGGGUGACUUCCGGCCUAGAGCCCCUCAGUGUGCUAAGUGCUUUAAGAGCCAUUUUGGGGAGUGCAGAGAAAAAAACAAUAAAUGCUACACUUGUGGUGGAAAUGGUCACUUCUCAAGAGAAUGCCCGAGUAAGAUUAUGGGGAUGGGAGCAAGACAGAGCAAUCAAGGGUUCCAUCCGCAAGCGCGGGCACUACAAGCCGAACCGAGGGGAUACUUACCCGCACCACAACAACAACAGCAGCAACGUCGCCAAGGACUUCCCACUCAAGCAAGGGCAUAUGCUUUAAAAGGGAAACAACCUACGAACCAACAAGGGAAUCAAGAGCAAGGAGACUUGGCAGAAUUUACUAUGGGAGAACUUAAGCUAGUUGCACAUAAAUUACAAGUUAUGUCGAUGGGGAAUGUAGAUAUAAUUUUGGGAAUGGAUUGGUUGGCCGAGAAUCAUGUUACCAUUCGCUGUAAAGAGAGAGAGAUCUCUUUUCAAACUCCGGGAAAGGAACCGACUAUAUUUUAUGGGAUUUCUAUGAAUCGACGAAAGUCCAUAAUGUCUAUACUUCAUGCGACGACUAUGAUGAGGAAGGGAUGCCCAGCGUAUCUCGUCUAUCUAAAUGGAGAAGAGAAGAAAGAAAGAAACAUAGAGGAUGUGGCAAUAGUGAAAGAAUUUCCAGACGUUUUUCCCAACGCCUUACCAAUACCACCACCCGACAGACAGUUGGAGUUUACAAUUGAUUUGGAGCCAAGAUCAGCCCCGAUAUCUAAGGCACCAUAUCGUAUGGCGCCUAAGGAAUUGGAAGAACUUAAGAUACAACUACAGGAAUUGCUAGACUUGGAGGAAAUGAUGAUCGUGAAUCCGAAUUUGAGUUACGAAGAGAAGCCUGAAACCAUUCUGGAUAGGAAAGUGCAACAGUUGAGAAACAAGUCUAUAGCCUCGGUGAAGGUUCGAUGGAGGAAUCACGGUGUUGAGGAAGCUACGUGGGAAUUGGAAGACAAGAUGAGAGAGAAGUACCCAGAAUUGUUUGAAUGA